Rosa chinensis is the source of this 717-nucleotide messenger RNA. RefSeq names its product protein FAR1-RELATED SEQUENCE 9-like. Gene Ontology annotation, biological process: regulation of DNA-templated transcription. The coding region runs from base 1 to 717 and encodes 238 amino acids. The record is from RefSeq and is a predicted model, not a curated record. Gene Ontology annotation, molecular function: zinc ion binding. The transcript is spliced from 2 exons. NCBI's taxonomy places the organism in Eukaryota, Viridiplantae, Streptophyta, Magnoliopsida, Rosales, Rosaceae.
AUGGAGCUCAUUGAAUUUGUUCAUCACUAUGAGAAAACGAUAGAAGAGAUGCGUUUAGCAGAGUUGGAAGAUGACUACCGUAGCAAAAAUGGUGCACCGCGUCCAAAAGUAUGGAGUAAAGUGUUAAGAAGUGCAGCCAAGGUUUAUACUAACAAAAUGUUUCAGCUUUUUGAAUCAGAAUUUGUUGGCUGUAUGGGAGUCAGACUAAAAAAAGUGUCCAGCCUAGAUAAAGUUCAUAUAUAUGAAGCAAUUGAAGAUGGUCGUCAAAGUGUGCACAAGAUUGAAUAUAACUCUACAUCCUUGAGCAUUUCUUGUUCUUGUAAGUCAUUUGAGUCACUUGGAAUCUUAUGUCGUCAUGCUUUGAAGGUGUUUGAUACUAAUAAUAUCACUAGUUUACCGACUCGGUAUGUAUUGAAGAGGUGGACUAAAGAAGCAAAGAAAGGGAUUGUGGUGAGCAAUGAUACAGGUGGAGGAACAAGUGAGAAUUCAAAGUCUGCUAGAGUGUUGCACCUUAGCGAAUUGAUGCAUGAAGGAAAUAGUGUGUAUGACAUAGCCUCACUAACUAGUUCAGGUACUAAAAUUGUCAAGGAUCUGUUAACAGAGGCAAUGAAGCGCCUUGAAAAAGACAAGGACACCCUUGUGAAUAGUGGAUUGGCAGGCAAAUUGCCUUUCAUUGGUGCAUUGUAUAAGCUGAAGGCAAUUGCCAAUUUGAGAUGA